Messenger RNA from Esox lucius (northern pike), 2864 nucleotides. RefSeq names its product cysteine-rich protein 2 (gene crip2). NCBI's taxonomy places the organism in Eukaryota, Metazoa, Chordata, Actinopteri, Esociformes, Esocidae. The record is from RefSeq and is a predicted model, not a curated record. The coding region runs from base 128 to 748 and encodes 206 amino acids. The transcript is spliced from 8 exons.
AAGAGAUGCUCUGGGCUUCGACACUGGGAACUUGCGCUUGAAUGAGGUACGGUGGUGAACGCGGAGAAAGCUGCAGUUUGUAAACAGACAACUUUCGCUGAUUUUUGGUCGAUAAAAACAUCGCAACAUGGCUUCAAAGUGUCCCAAGUGUGACAAGACGGUGUAUUUUGCGGAGAAGGUGUCCUCUCUGGGGAAGGACUGGCACAAGUUCUGUCUGAAGUGUGGGCGCUGUAACAAAACCCUGAACGCAGGAGGGCAUGCUGAGCAUGAUGGGAAGCCCUUCUGCCACAAACCCUGUUAUGCUGCCCUCUUUGGACCAAAAGGUGUGAACAUUGGGGGAGCAGGUUCCUACGUGUAUGAAGCCCCUGUCAACGAUAGCCCAGCCCCUUCUGAUGUGGACACUCCCCCAAAGCCUGCCGAGGAGAAGAAGGUGUUUGCACCCAGAGCCCCUGUUAAAGCUUCCAGCAUUACCACAUUCUCUGGUGAGGCCAACCUGUGUCCCCGGUGCAACAAGAAGGUCUACUUUGCUGAGAAGGUGACAUCCCUGGGGAAGGACUGGCAUAGACCCUGUCUCCGCUGUGAGAGGUGCAGCAAGACCCUGGCAGCCGGCAGCCAUGCGGAGCAUGAUGGCCGGCCCUACUGCCACAAGCCAUGCUAUGCUUGUCUCUUUGGACCCAAAGGGGUGAACACUGGGGGUGUUGGCAGCUACAUCUAUGAGAAGGAGGUCAGCACGGAGGCCCAGCCCUGAGCUACUGCUGCCUGCCUGUCUGUCUGUCUGUCUGUCCCAUUCCAAGUCUCCAAGUCAAACCUGAGUCCAACCACCAUCCAUCACAGUAUAUUACAGCAGGCUCUGAAGGCAGGCCUGAGAGACCCACAACCAUGGCUGUGUUUAGUGUGUUUUUAUGUUCUGGACUGUUCAAUUUAACAAAAGGUUCUGUACUGAACGAAUGGCUGAGUAACUGGCAAUGAUUGAGUUGUGGUUUAGGGAACUCUGUCGUUGAUUGGUUCAAGAUACACAUUGCCACAGCCUCCACAAAGGAGCAAACGUAUCUCAAAGUCUUUUCAAAAAAGAUUUGGGAAAAUGUAUAGUUCAGUACAGACUGUUCAGCAACGUUCAAGCUAACUGAAUGGAACUCAUGACUCUAGCUCUCCUUUAUAUCCCUGAACAAACAAAACCGCCUCAGCUUCUUGCACUGCAGACCUCUAAGAAAGACUGCCCCCAGGAUAUGACCGAUAAAUCUCACCUACUUAUGUUAUAUUUAAUUUACAAUUUAAAAUGUUGAGGGAUGAUGGCAAAACAAGCAUCAUAUUGAUAUGUGACUGCUGCUCUAUCUCCCCACUGAAACUCAAUGGCCAGGAGGCCAGUUCUUCAACUUUAUGAGCUCAUCACCGGUUCAUUAUGUUUGUGUAUAUUUACAAAUGUGGAUACAAAUAUAUUACAAACCCACAUUAAAUGCUUUAAGAACUUCUAUAAAAUGUUAUUUUAUAAAAAUAUUUGAAAGUCAUUGCAAGUAGAGAUGAGCCCAGCUGGAAACUGAAUUGAUCACGUUUAUUUUAUGAAGCCCUUCUUUUAUCAGCAGCUGGCCCAAAGUGUUUGUACAGAGACCCAGAUGUUAGGAAAAGAACAUUUUGAGAAUGAAACGAGUCUGUGUCAUGCGAAGUCUCAGGACAGCAGUGAUACAUGGUGUCUGAUGGAAGGUGCUGCGUUGUCAUGGUCACAUUUUGACAGUGUGCAGGGAGAGGAUUCCACCUGGGAGUGGGGGGAGUGGUCCUGCUGUAGGUGUAGGAGGUGCUGUUUCUGAAGAGGACUACAUCACCCAUUAAUAUAACAGGAGGUGUAUAAGAGAACCGCCAUGUGAAUACAUUUUGCGAACAAAACUACACUCCAGAUGAAAUGAUAUAAAAAUUAUUUAUUUGGGAGAGUCAGUUACAGAAAAUGUAUGGAUGAUGUUUAGAUGAUUGUGGUGUGGGUUUCUGAAGGUAGCCACGUUCAGUAUUUGUUUGAAACAUUUUAGCCUGUUACACUACAAUGGAUACCAUAGGAGUUGGCUAUACAGCAGAAACACAUCUGGAAUCAGGUUUAUAAUGUGGGUUCUAUUAAUGGGAUGACAGGCUAGGUUGUUUAUGUGUAUUUAUGGGUCCACACAUGGAUGUCAUUUUAGAUUAGUUUUGAAAUGCACUGGAUAUGUUUAUUGAUUUGUUAAGGAUCAGAAAACUAUACCAGGAACAUUACUUGUAGACAUUGCAUUACACUACUGCUACCGUGAAGGAAGGAAGAAAGACAUAAGCUUUACAGUGAUGAACAAUAUUUAGGCUAAGCUUACAGGAUAUAGACCAUCUGAAAGCUGUACAUUUCUCUAUUGUAAGAAUGUUAUUGACCGCCUUCUGUAUGUAUUUCUCCCUCAGAUUACUAUAACCCGAUUGGAGUAUUUCACCUGUAUUAGUAGCAUGUACAGUAUCUAAAAUGGCACCCUGUCCUUUCCAUAGUUCUCUACUGAUGGCUCUGGCCUACAGUCAGGGCUCUGUGCAGGGGACAGAUUUCAUUUGAGACAUGCAUAAACUUGACGCGAAGCAUUCUGUUUGAAGGUGCUUUAGAAUAUACAAUAUGACUGUUAUUGCCAUGAUUUGAUUAUAACAUUAACAUUGGUUUUGUAUAGUGAUUUGAUUAUAACAGUACAUUAAGAUUGGUUUUGUAUGGUGAUUUGAUUAUAACAGUACAUUAAGAUUGGUUUUAUAUGGUGGGGCUUUUACACUUCGGGAAACAGUUUGUAGGGGAAAAGAAAUUGUCUGCGAAUCCUCAGUCCUGCUGCUUCUGUCUUUUUAUCCCAAAAUUAAAUAUCCUAUAUCGUGGAUCAGAUCUCCUG